AUGGACAACUGCCCGCGGCCGCGCUUUUCUGAGCCCCCAGCGCGCCUCAGGUCCCGAAACCAGCACCCGCGCGGCGGCGAGUCCGGAUUCACGGGUCCACGGGAGCUUAAAAGCCAGCGAGCGGCGAUCGGAGACGGCGCCGGCCGGGGUCGCCGGGCUCUCUCGGUGUUCGCGGCCAGCCAGCACCCCCGACGGUUGUUGCAAGGUCGUCUAGUUGGAAAGCUUCCAGCCCCAUCGCGGUUCUGGGGGGUCCAGGCUGCUGGGCUCGCAGACCCCCCGAGCCUGCCCCUCGCGCAGAACGCCCCCCCCCCCCCCGAUCCCGCUGCCUUAGGACACCUAAAAAAUCGACCCAAACAACACCUGUUCUACAAGAGCAGAGUCCCCAACAGGCACAAGGCGGAGGAGGGAGCCGUUUCCGAGAAGCCGCCCCUGGACUCUCCAACGCCGCGAGAGGCCUCUCUCUAG
Messenger RNA from Meriones unguiculatus (Mongolian gerbil), 465 nucleotides. It is a transcript of the gene Vcx3b, whose product is annotated as variable charge X-linked 3B. Bases 1 to 465 code for a protein of 154 amino acids. The record is from RefSeq and is a predicted model, not a curated record. The transcript has a single exon. NCBI's taxonomy places the organism in Eukaryota, Metazoa, Chordata, Mammalia, Rodentia, Muridae.